This is a messenger RNA of Oryza brachyantha (malo sina), 902 nucleotides long. RefSeq names its product probable prefoldin subunit 2. Gene Ontology annotation, molecular function: protein folding chaperone. Gene Ontology annotation, biological process: protein folding. The record is from RefSeq and is a predicted model, not a curated record. Bases 278 to 718 code for a protein of 146 amino acids. Gene Ontology annotation, cellular component: prefoldin complex; cytoplasm. Lineage: Eukaryota; Viridiplantae; Streptophyta; Magnoliopsida; Poales; Poaceae. The transcript is spliced from 2 exons.
AGGGGCCACGACGCAAAUUACACCUAGGUUUUUACACCUCCUCGUCCCAACUCCCAAACCACGCCGCCACCUCACACGCCGGCGCACCUUCCGCCGCCGCCGUCGUCCCCCCUGAGAAGCGUCGACUCCGGCCGGGGCGGGCAGCGGUGGGGGAAGGACUCGUGGACGGGCGGCCGCAGAUCGGUUGGAGUCGCCCGCUACCUCCUCCCUUGGAGCAACGCGGUGCUGGAUAUAGUCUUGUUUAUAUCCUUCUGCUGUUAACUUCAUCACAAGGAAAAUGGCGAGCAAAGCAGGUGGUGACGACAAAGAAGCCAUAAAUGAGCAAGUAAUUGCACAAACUUAUGGGAACAUGCGCUCUGAGAUGACUCAACUUUACACCAAGAUUACAGAGCUAGAGAUGGAAGUCAGUGAACACUCUCUUGUGAUUGCUGCAAUCGAGCCACUGGAUCACUCAAGGCGCUGCUACAGAAUGAUUGGUGGAGUCCUAGUUGAAAGGACCAUCAAGGAAGUCUUGCCUGCGGUGCAGCGUAACAAGGAGGGCCUUGAUGAGCUCAUCGCUCGCAUGCAUGAAGCACUGGAGAGGAAAAAGAAGGAGAUCACUGAGUUUGAGCUGAAGUACAAGAUCAGGAUCCGGAAGGCAGAUACCAAUGCUGAGGAAGAAGGCAGCAAGAAGGAAGGGUCUGCACAGGGCGUUCUUGUUGGUCCUGCUGGCCAGUAAAGCCAAAUGGCAUACCUACAUGCUAUCCCUUGCUAGAGAUUAUGGAAAGUUAGGUUGCACUUUGCUAGAUUUCAACUGAUACCAGUCUUUCUGUCUAUUUGUGUGUGUGGAUGGUAUGCUUCUUUGGAACGGCCGAAUCCUUUCCAUGCAACAUUAAAGCCUAUGCUAGAUGAGAUUUUGUGCA